Messenger RNA from Stegostoma tigrinum, 3902 nucleotides. RefSeq names its product mannosidase, alpha, class 1B, member 1b (gene man1b1b). Gene Ontology annotation, biological process: carbohydrate metabolic process; N-glycan processing. The coding region runs from base 136 to 2064 and encodes 642 amino acids. The record is from RefSeq and is a predicted model, not a curated record. The transcript has 14 exons. Gene Ontology annotation, cellular component: endoplasmic reticulum; membrane. Lineage: Eukaryota; Metazoa; Chordata; Chondrichthyes; Orectolobiformes; Stegostomatidae. Gene Ontology annotation, molecular function: calcium ion binding; mannosyl-oligosaccharide 1,2-alpha-mannosidase activity.
GACGCUGAGGGCGGAGCUUGGGAGCCCGGAACUCGGAGCUGGAGGUGGUUCUGCAUUUGGAGCUGGACAGGGAGUCAGGGCUUGAGCUGGAAGGGUAUUGGAAAGUAUCAUUCCCCCCCAGGAGAUUUUUGAAGAAUGUAUUCACCGCAGCGGAGAGACUUUAUAUCAGUGACACUGGGUAAUCAGGCUGGAACGACCUAUGACAACAGUAAGACCUGGAGGAGACAAUCCUGCUGGAGGAAAUGGAAACAGCUAUCAAGAUUGCAGCGGAGCCUAAUUGCAUUCCUGUUUGUCUUCAUGCUUGUUUGUGGUAUUGCAGCAUACCCUAACCUGUCUGAACGAUGGCAAGUUGAGAGUUACGAUGGAGAGUUGAAGCAAGCUGAGCCAGCAGUUGGCCCAAGAGUGGCUGUGCUAUUACCCAAGACACCGUCUAUCACACAACCGCAGAAACCUCGAAGACCAAAUCUGAAUAAGAGAGGACCACCAUUUUUACAGAAGAGAUUAUCAAAGAAAGAAAAUGCAAAGGAACCCAAAAUUAAGGAAGAAAAUGAAGCUGAAGUCAAACCCAAUGACCAGGAGGAGGAGAAAGAUAAUACAAUCAGCUGGCGUGGAAUGAAGAUUGAACCUGAACAAGUUAAUCCAGCUUUACCUGACACGAAAAAAGGGGAGCCUGUCCCUAAUGAAACCAUCAAAGAACCAGAAGCUCUGAAUGAACGGCAGAUGGCAGUGAUAGAAGCAUUCCAACAUGCAUGGAAGGGAUACAAGCAGUAUGCCUGGGGCCAUGAUGAACUGAAGCCCAUUUCUAAGACUUACAGCGAAUGGUUUGGCUUAGGACUGACUUUGGUUGAUGCCUUGGACACAAUGUGGAUUUUGGGACAGCAAGAAGAAUUUGAAGAAGCCAAGAAAUGGGUAGUUACUGAUCUGAAUCUUGGUAAAAAUGUGGAUGUGAAUUUGUUCGAAACCACAAUUCGUAUUCUAGGUGGAUUACUUAGCGUAUACAAUUUAACUGGAGACCAAGUCUUUCUUGAUAAAGCAAAUGAGUUGGGGAAUCGCCUUAUGCCAGCUUUUGAUACUCCAUCCAGAAUUCCAUAUUCUGACGUAAACAUUGGUCGUGGAACAGCCCAUCCUCCACGUUGGACCUCAGACAGCACAGUUGCAGAAGUGACCAGCAUUCAGCUGGAGUUUCGAGAGCUCAGCCGAUUGACUAAAGAAGACAAAUAUCAGGCAGCAGUAAAUGAAGUAAUGAAACAUAUUCACAAACUUGGAGGGAAAAUGGAUGGAUUAGUUCCAAUGUUCAUAAACACUAACUCUGGCCAGUUUAGUCACCUUGGAGUCUAUACACUUGGUGCCAGGGCUGACAGCUACUAUGAGUAUCUACUAAAACAGUGGAUUCAGGGAGGAAGGAAAGAAUCAGACUUAUUAGAUGACUACCUGCAAGCUAUAGAGGGUAUCAAGAAGAACUUGAUUCGGAAGUCAGAACCAAGAAAACUGACAUUUGUAGGUGAAUUGUCCCACAAUCAAUUCAGUCCUAAGAUGGAUCAUUUGGUGUGUUUCCUCCCUGGGACCCUAGCUUUAGGAGCUCACUAUGGACUGAAUGCAGAUCACAUGGAACUGGCAAAAGAACUGAUGGAAACCUGUUAUCAAAUGUAUGCACAAAUAGAAACUGGACUAAGCCCGGAAAUUGUACACUUCAAUCUGAGUCCACACAAUACCCAAGAUGUAGAAGUUAAGCCUGCAGACAGACACAACCUUCUAAGACCUGAGACAGUAGAAAGCCUUUUCUAUAUGUAUAGAUUUACACGUGAUAAAAAAUACCAGGAUUGGGGCUGGCAAAUUCUCCAAAACUUUAACAAGUAUACUCGGGUUGACACUGGUGGAUACACUUCUAUUAAUAAUGUGAGGAAAUCUGAGAACCCUGAACCCAGGGAUAAAAUGGAGAGCUUCUUCCUUGGAGAGACACUGAAAUAUUUAUUCCUUCUAUUUUCUAAUGAUUUCAACUUAAUCAGCCUGGACAAAUAUAUUUUUAAUACUGAAGCACAUAUCCUUCCAAUAUGGACAACCUGAUGAAUGUUGAAAUGCUUUGAAUGUUGGCCUAAUGUUUGGCACAUCUUAGUUGUGGGAUCUGAUGUCAGCAGGAGAUAACCACUGUGUGGAAGUUUUGUUCUACUUUGUAUUGAUCACUGUGAAAGUACAUACCUACACAGAUGUGUUCUUAAAAAAAAAAUGUGAACAUACAAACUAUAAACCAGGGAACAAAUAUGUACAUGAACUGUUGCACUCAAAUGGCCUGUUUUACAUUACAAAACAUGCAUACCAAACGUUGCCUCAUCUCCAUUCAUUCGCUGAUACCCAGUUCAGUCUAACAGAUUAGUAUAUAAUGGUCAAUACACUACGCCAGUCUUUGCAGAAGAAAAUUACAUUUGUGUAGCUUGUCUUCUACAGAAUGAAUGGGUCAUGAGAUUUGAUGUCAAUUCAGAUUUAAAAUUUUAAUAUAAUCCUUUUCAAAUAUAAAAACUCUAGUCUGAAUUCUGAUAAAUAUCAACUGUGGCAAUUAAUAUUUUCCUUGGUUAUUACAGACCAAUCAAAAUUGAUUCUCAGUUCUUUGAUCUAUAACUGCUUUAAAAAUUUACAUUAACGAUACAUGGUGGCAUCAACUAUAUUUAUAAUGUAUGCAAGUGUUGAACAUCUUAAUCGAGUUGAAAAUGUGGGUUCAUAAAGGAUAGGAUAAUCCAUUAAUCUAAAUUUCUGUUUAUUUGGUGGUUAAGCUAUAUUUCAAAUCUAGGUUUUAUUUAAAUUCCUGUAUAUCUUCUAACUCCAACCCCAUCCACUUUUUUCUACCAUGCUUCAGGCUAGAGCUUUAUUUGAAAUAUAGGGAACAAAUGUCAUCUAGCAGUGUCUUCACAUAGAUGCUAUUGCCUGAUGAAAUAAGUUUCUUUAUCUCUUAGGAACUUCAAAUGAAAUGUUUGGCUGCUUUUAUUGCUUUAACAAUGAAGUUCAUCUGUGGCUGGUUGAAGGAGUAAAAUGCAACAUGAGUAUUUUAAAUUUAAUAUAAACAUGGUUAUAAUUUAGGAUAUGAGCCAUAAUAUGUAAGUUGUGCAAGUUAUCUGAGAUCAGUAAUCUGAUUAAAUUUUCAAAAUUGUUGUAAAGCUUGAUUGGUCUUUGAGAGACAGUGAACUAAUACCUGUUUGGACCCUUAGAUUUUAUGGAACCAGCAGCACAUGACGAUCUGCUCCAUUUUGUUAAUGCAAGGUUGCUUUUCUGUAGAGAAACCCCUUUUUCUAACUUCAAAAUGAAAUUAAGCAGUAUUGUAAAGGUUACAAGCAGUGCUGCUUCUGAUUUUUGUGCCACUGGCCGUAAUUUUAAAUGGCUGCCUUAAAUGUGCACAGUUUAUUUUAGUAGUUAUCUGGGUGGGGUCUUAUAGCUCCAUGACUAAAAGGGAAAUGAAACAGAUAAGGAUGAGUACUUUGAAAUGAAGAUAAAUCCAAUGAAAUGGAUGGUGGGCAUUCACAAUGGUGAUCCAAUCCAUUUAAGAAAGGGGAUGCAGAUAUUUUAUGUACUUCCUUGUGAAUAUUAUUCUAAAUGCUGAAAUAUGUAACUACAAAAACUUUAACAUGUAUAUGAUUAAUUUAAGUGUGUGGUUAAACGUAUGAUACAGGAAACCAUUUAGAACAUCAUGCCUGUGCUGGCUCUUUGAUACAGCUGUCCAUUAAUACAUAUCCCUUCUGUACAGUUAUUUACUUUAGCUUUGAUCAUUAAAUAACUCAAUUGUUUUAAAUUUAUAUAUAGUUUUUAAUCUAGGUCCUUAUCCAUCAUUCCUUGAACUGAAUGUACUGUUAAAAUUUUGGACAGGGUUUUAGAUGUAAUUUUGUUUCCCUUCUAGACAACAUUGUAAAUAAAGUUAA